CCUGGAGGAGGCUGGUGCGCCCCUGCUCGGGUGAUCUGGCGCAGACCCCACGGGGGUGCUUGGCGCUCGGCUGGCUCCUCCCCGUUUGCUGCGGCCUCGGAGCUCGGCGAGAUCGUUUGGCCUCGCGAAGAAUGUGGAUGACGCCCAAGAGGCUCAGAAUGGAAGUCGACGAGGCUCUCGUGUUCCGGCCCGAGUGGACCCAGCGUUACUUGGUGGUGGAGCCUGCGGAGGGCGAUGGGGCCCUGUGCUUGGUGUGUCGCCGCCUGGUCGCCUCGACCCGGGAACGCGACGUGAGGCGCCACUACGAGGCCGAACACGAAUUCUACGAACGGUUCGUAGGGGACGAGGAGCGCGCGGCCCUGGUGGAGCGGCUGCGUCAGGGCGACAUGCCCCUGGCGGCCGGGCUCACUCCGGAGGAGAGAGCGACGCGGGCAGGCCUAGGCCUCUGUCGCUUCUUGGCCUUGAAGGGUCGCGGCUGGGGUGAGGGAGACUUCGUACACCAGUGCAUGGAGGUGUUGCUGAGGGAGGUGCUGCCCGAUCACGUCGGCGUCCUGGAAAGCAUUGAUUUAUCGCCCGAGAUCACGCGGCAGAGGAUUCUGAGCAUUGACAGCAAUCUCCGCAGCCAGCUCUUUAACCGAGCCAGGGACUUCAAGGCCUAUUCCCUCGCUUUGGAUGACCAGGCUUUUGUGGCCUAUGAGAACUACCUCCUGGUCUUCAUCCGUGGCGUCGGCCGCGACCUGGAGGUUCAGGAAGAUCUUCUGACGAUUGUCAACCUGACUCAUCACUUCAGUGUCGGGGCCCUCAUGUCGGCAAUUCUGGAGGCCCUGCAGACAGCAGGACUCAGCUUACAGCGAAUGGUGGGACUGACCACGACCCACACUCUAAGGAUGAUCGGCGAGAACUCGGGACUGGUCUCCUACAUGAGAGAAAAGGCCGUGAGCCCCAACUGUUGGAACGUUAUCCACUAUUCGGGAUUUCUACACUUGGAACUGCUGAGUUCUUACGAUGUUGAUAUUAAUCAGAUCAUAAAUACCAUAUCUGAGUGGGUAGUUAUGAUUAAGACCCGAGGUGUUAGACGACCAGAGUUCCAGCCUUUACUAACAGAGUCUGAAUCCGAGCACGGCGAAAGGGUUAACGGACGGUGUUUGAACAACUGGCUGAGAAGAGGCAAGACAUUAAAACUAAUAUUUUCACUAAGAAAAGAAAUAGAGGCUUUCUUGGUUUCGGUGGGGGCCACAACAGUCCACUUCUCAGACAAGCAAUGGCUCUGUGAUUUUGGCUUCUUGGUAGAUAUUAUGGAUUAUCUUCGAGAGAUCAGCGAAGAACUGCAGAUCAGUAAGGUCUUUGCCGCCGCCGCCUUUGACCGAAUCUGUACCUUUGAGGGUAAGCUGAGUUCACUUCAGAGACAUAUGGAGGAAGUCAAUCUAGUAGACUUUCCUGCCUUCAGCAUAAUCGUUGAUGAACUUAAACAGCAGUUUAAGGAAGAUCAGAAAAUAUUUGAUCCUGACAGGUAUCAGAUGGUGAUCUCCCGCCUACAGAAAGAUUUUGAGAGACAUUUUAAGGACCUCAGGUUCAUUAAAAAGGACUUAGAACUCUUUGCAAACCCGUUUAGCUUUAAGCCUGAAUAUGCGCCUAUUUCAGUGCGAGUGGAGCUGACGAAACUCCAGGCGAACACUGACCUGUGGAAUGAAUACAGAGUCAAAGAUUUGGGACAGUUUUAUGCUGGACUGUCUGGUGAAGCUUACCCCAUUAUCAAAGGGGUUGCCUAUAAGGUGGCAUCCUUGUUUGACAGUAACCAAAUCUGUGAUAAGGCUUUUUCAUAUUUAACUCGAAACCAACACACACUGAGCCAGCCACUGACCGACGAGCAUCUCCAAGCACUAUUUCGAGUUGCCACAACCGAAAUGGAUCCCCGUUGGGAUGAUCUUGUGAGAGAAAGAAAUGAUUCAUAAGCCUUUGUAGUACAACAAUUCAACUUGGAAAGAAAAAAUUAAUUCAAUUUUUCUUUCACGUUUACUAAUUUGGAUUGUUGGAAAGCAUUGUGCUUAUUACAAAAUGUCCAAAUUGAUAAACAUUGAAUUCUUUCUGACACGUUGCCUUUUAAAACCCCAUCUCAUUUGGCAACAUGGAACUGAAACAUAAGAACACACCUUCUGAAAACUUAGUUUGAUGGAAAUGUCAUUGCCUUUUGCGUUUAUAACUACUUUUCAACACGUUUAGUAUUGAUAUUGUAAGUUGAACUAGAAGUCUGGUUUUAAGAUGUUCUGGAGAUAUUUGCCAAAAGUUUCAGCUUUUAUUUUGACACGGUGUAAAAAAUGUGAUCCUGGUUUGAAAUGACCAACUCCUUCCAAGCGUAUUUGUGUCAGUUUACAGAAACUCAUAACAACUUAAGUUUCUGAAAAGGAGCAUAUACACAGAGGAGGUAUUUGUCUAGCUAACAGAUUUUAAGGUUAUUUUUAGAAGCGUAUUUCUGAGCCUGAAGUAAAUAGCUGGCAGUUUCAGCCCCCACCCCCACAUACCCAGUUCAUGGUGACAUUACAGAUGGAGGAAAUAAUCAAAAUCUGUCUGGAGCAGCAAGAAUUAUCUUAAAAUUUUGAUUUAUGAGGCCUCUUACUAUCAGGAAUUAAGAAUAAAUGAUUAUUGGAGGUUUGCUCCUUAUUUUACAA
Arvicola amphibius (Eurasian water vole) is the source of this 2666-nucleotide messenger RNA. RefSeq names its product EPM2A interacting protein 1 (gene Epm2aip1). The coding region runs from base 132 to 1952 and encodes 606 amino acids. Gene Ontology annotation, biological process: positive regulation of glycogen biosynthetic process; response to insulin; positive regulation of glycogen (starch) synthase activity. The transcript has a single exon. The record is from RefSeq and is a predicted model, not a curated record. Lineage: Eukaryota; Metazoa; Chordata; Mammalia; Rodentia; Cricetidae.